Messenger RNA from Hibiscus syriacus, 612 nucleotides. Its product is annotated as NEDD8-conjugating enzyme Ubc12-like. NCBI's taxonomy places the organism in Eukaryota, Viridiplantae, Streptophyta, Magnoliopsida, Malvales, Malvaceae. Gene Ontology annotation, biological process: protein neddylation. The coding region runs from base 6 to 557 and encodes 183 amino acids. Gene Ontology annotation, cellular component: nucleus. Gene Ontology annotation, molecular function: NEDD8 transferase activity. The transcript has 5 exons. The record is from RefSeq and is a predicted model, not a curated record.
GAGCUAUGAUUCGUCUGUUUAAAGUAAAGGAAAAGCAGAGAGAACUUGCUGAAAAUGCAAAUGGGGGUGCUCCUGCCAAAAAGCAAAGUCCAGGAGAAUUGCGUCUGCACAAAGAUAUUUCUGAGCUAAACCUACCCAAAUCUUGUGCUAUAACAUUCCCUAAUCGAAAGGAUAACCUGAUGAAUUUUGAGGUUUCAAUUCGACCCGAUGAAGGAUAUUAUUUCGGUGGCACAUUUUUGUUCUCAUUUCAAGUUUCUCCCAUCUAUCCUCAUGAGGCACCCAAAGUUAAGUGCAAGACCAAGGUCUACCAUCCAAACAUUGAUUUGGAAGGAAAUGUUUGCCUCAAUAUCUUACGUGAAGACUGGAAACCGGUGCUCAAUAUAAACACUGUAAUCUAUGGAUUGUAUCAUCUUUUCACGGAACCAAAUUACGAGGACCCCCUCUACCAUGAAGCUGCUGCAGUGUUGAGGGAUAACCCAAAGAUGUUUGAAUCAAAUGUGAGGAGGGCUAUGUCUGGUGGGUAUGUUGGUCAAAACUUUUUUGCCCGGUGUAUUUAGCUUUUGCAAGGUAGCUGAAACUGCAAAUGCACAAUUCAUCAACACUUAGUUUCUG